Messenger RNA from Funneliformis geosporum, 1290 nucleotides. NCBI's taxonomy places the organism in Eukaryota, Fungi, Glomeromycota, Glomeromycetes, Glomerales, Glomeraceae. The record is from the annotation of a GenBank genome assembly.
AUGCAAAAAAGGCAAACAAAACUUGGAUGUAAAAAACCUCUUGUAAAAAGUAAAAGGUUCCAAAAAGAAAACGAAAUUGAACAUAGCACUAAAGGUUUACAUGGUGGCUCGUCAACAAAAGAACAUUCUCCUUUCAAAAAAGUUUCUAAUUACACACAUACGCCACCAAGGAAACUUCGUGUAAAAAAUAAAAGGUCCCCCCCAAACAACGAAAAUAAACAUAGUGGUACUUCUAACAUUAGCACAAAGGGUUUACAUGGUGUUUCGUCUAAUUUUACACAUACGCCACCAAGGAAAAUUGCAUUUCCAACUAAUAAAUUACAAAAAAAAUAUAUAAUAAAGGAAUUAUAUAAACUCGAGAAUUUGAAUAUGACGGAUCUUAAAGAUGAUGAUUUUAUGGACAUUUCACCUAAAAUUAAGAGAGAGGUGAUUAUUAUCGAUGACGAUCCCGAAGCACUUAAUAACCAAAGUGAUGAAUUUCGUGCACCCUCACCUACAAGGAAUAAAUAUGCUAAUUUACCGGAAAUAGAUUUAUUAUCUGAUGAUGAAACUUCGAUACAAAGUAGUAAUUUAAGGAGAAAAGGUGAAGGUUCCACAGAAUAUAAACGUUGUCCAUAUUGUAACGAGGAUAUUCCUCUUCCACUUCCGGAGCGUAUCCGAGCUUAUUUGGUUAAAAUAAAUCCUUCAGCUCGAGAUAAGUUAUCCAACCAAACACAGAAUAUAUCACCAUCAUUUUUCCUUCAACGUUCCUUAAAUGUAAUAGACCAAUUUGAGUUUUGUCGUCUACAUAAUGCAGAAUCUCACAUUGUUCCAGAAGGUCUUGAGAAAAAUUAUCCAAUUAAAAUUGAUUUUGAGCGACUUCCAAAACGGGUUAAGAACUUGGUUCCAGAAUUGAUGUUGAUUAUAAAGGGGAAACGGAAGAGCUUGUAUAGGGAUGUUGCAUUAAGUGCAUAUCAGGAGUUUGGUAGGGCUCGAGCAAGGAAGCCAACUAUUUUGAUGGGAAGAUUUCAGAAAUUUCAACCUGGAUAUUAUGGGUCUAAAGGCGCCUCGAUAAUAUUUUCUUCUCUCGUUUCUCUUUUUAUGAAUACAAAUAUUCUUACAAUGGAUAUGACAAAACCGCAAGAACCUUUGGAAUAUCUCAAUCAGGUACUUGUACCUGAAACUGCAAUUCGUCUAAUUUCUAGGGAUCGUGGUGGUAUUUCCUUAGAAGAUGCAAGAGAGGUUAUGGAAAGUAGUGUUGAAUUUGGAAUGUAUGUGCAUGAUGUUGACGAUGAUCCUGACAAUAAAUGA